CUCCUGGUAUGAUCCUCAGGAUAACCUAUAUCACUGGCCAGCUCCUUGGCUCAACACACUGAGAAACUAUUAUUAGAACAAGGAAGCCAGUAGAACCCAUAACAACCUUCCAACGAUCGCAGCGAUGUUUAAUAACCAGCCUGGGGACACUGCUGUUUACAUGACACGUGCUUGGAAAACUCAUGCAAACAACAUUCCAACGCGCCACCCAAUAUGCUCCCGAAUAACACGCGGAUCCGCCUUCUUCCUGCCAGCUGUGUUCGGCUGAGGUCAGUCAGCCCCCUGAUUGGCCGGAGGAAUCACCUCAGCUCUCCUCCUCCUUGCGCUGAGUCACAAUGCAACAGCCAAGCAGAGGACAAGCAAGCAGCAAAGCGAAGGGCCCUUCCGAGGGGGGGAUCCCGACGACCAACAAAAUCAAAACAGGGCGGGUACCAGGGUUCAGUGUGGGAUGAAUUGACAUCCCUGCAGUAGCCUGUUUGCACACAAAAGCAAAGCACAGCUCCGGCACCGCGUUGCCUAUGAUCGAUCUCGACUGUUCCUUACCCUGAAGUAGAACAGCAGUGGUAGAGACAGCUGCCUUUGGCUUCCCACGGGAAAGUUGCUGAUGAUUCUCACAGUAGACAGAAGAAGCAAGGACAGGCACAAACCAUGAAUUACGUCGGGCAGCUAGCAGGCCAAGUCUUUGUGACGGUGAAGGAGCUCUAUAAAGGAUUAAAUCCUGCCACGCUGUCUGGAUGCAUUGAUGUCAUUGUCGUCUGCCAGCCUGAUGGGACUCUCCAGUGUUCCCCUUUCCACGUGCGCUUUGGAAAGAUGGGAGUUCUGCGUUCGAAGGAAAAAGUGGUCGAUAUAGAAAUUAAUGGAGAAUCUGUGGAUUUGCACAUGAAAUUAGGGGACAAUGGAGAAGCAUUUUUUGUAGAGGAAACAGAAGAUGACCAGGAGACAAUUCCGUACCACCUGGCUACAUCUCCCAUUCUGACGGAGGGAUCAUCUCUCAUGGAGUUACAGCUGAAGAAAAACUCUGUAGACAGGAUAAGGAACAUGGACACCGGUGGCCCUUCGCAGCUACCCAGCUCUGCUCCAUCUGCUAUCGAAUCCACUUCUGUGAAGAAAAGGAGGAAGCGAAGAAGGAGAUCUACCCACAAAAUAGACACUUCAAAAAGAGAUGAAAACGCCGAUACUACCGAAGAUGAAAACAUGUUCCCUAUAGAAAUUAGUUCUGAUGAAGAAAAUGAGCUGCUAGAAACUGCAAGAACAUCUGUCACCGAUCUGUGUAGGGACAAAGCACUUGAGGCAAAUUCCUCUUCAAUCAAUGUACUCCCUCACCCCUAUUCGGAUGGAGAAUGGUCACCACCGCAAAGUAAACCUAGAACUUGCGCAGGGAAGUCCUCUCCUCUUACUGUUCCAGCAGAUGGAGGUUUAUCUAGUUCUUGUCCUCACCAGUCUUCUCAUUAUCCUGCUACAGACAGUCCUUCAGGUUCACGGCCUCCCACUCCUAAAAGUGACUCCGAACUAGUCAGCAAGUCUUUGGAAAGGAGUGUUCAGAAGAGUAAUACACAAAUGCAUUGGGACUGGGGAGAACUACCUCAAGCCACAAAGUCUGCUUCUUCACUCAAGCUGAAAGAAUCAAGCUCCACCAUGUUGACUGUGAGUCCUUCUGAAAGUACUCACUUCCGAGUCAUUCAGAGUAAUGAUUCAGAAGAAUUCCGGAGCUUAUCUUCGUUACCUGUCCUAGGACAGGAUAAUUCUGUGACGACUCUGGAAGAUACUGAGAUCCAGGAAGCAGCACCUGUGAUGAAUGAGCUAGACAUAGACACUUUAGGGGCAGCUGCGCCUCCGCUCCCCGCAAACGAAGAAGUAAAACAGGGUACGACUUCCUUGACACAGCAGGCGAGCAAAACAGAUUCUCCCUCCAAAAAAAAAGAUAAGCGAUGCCGACAUCUUGGUGCUGAUGGUGUCUAUCUGGAUGACCUCACAGGCAUGGAGCCAGAGGUUGCUGCACUCUAUUUCCCUAAAAAUGGUGAACAGAGUGCUCACUUGAAAAAUGCAAAUGAAAAUGGACCCCGCUCAGCUAAUCAGUCUCCUCAAUCCGUCGGAAGCUCAGGCAUUGAUAGUGGUGUAGAAAGCACCUCGGAUGGAAUAAGAGACCUGCCCUCCAUUGCCAUUUCACUUUGUGGAGGACUUAGUGACAACAAAGAGAUAUCUAAAGAAAUGUUUUUAGAACAAGAAAUAUCGUAUCAGCAGUUUGUGGACAAUCCAGCUAUCAUUGAUGACCCUAACCUUGUGGUGAAGAUUGGAAGCAAAUACUACAACUGGACAACAGCUGCUCCCCUCCUAUUGGCGAUGCAAGCGUUCCAGAAACCUUUGCCAAAGGCCACUGUGGAUUCUAUAAUGAGUGAUAAGAUGCCAAAAAAAGGCGGAAGAUGGUGGUUUUCUUGGCGAGGGAGGAAUAGCUCUAUCAAAGAGGAAAUAAAGCCCGUGGAAGGUCUGAGUGGAAAAAACGAGUCAGACAAUCCAGACAGAAACAAAGAUGAUUCUUCCUCAAGUGAUGAAGACCGUAGAGCUUCAAAUCAAGCCUUUGGAUCAUUGCCAGCAAACUCCAAUCACCUUCCGCUGUUGUCUGGAGUAGGUUACAAAAAGACCCUUCGACUAAGUUCAGAACAACUUAAAAGUCUAAACCUUAAGAACGGUCCUAAUGAUGUGAUUUUCAGCGUUACAACACAGUAUCAAGGAACCUGUCGCUGUGAAGGCACCAUCUAUUUGUGGAACUGGGAUGACAAGGUCGUUAUUUCUGACAUUGAUGGCACAAUCACAAGGUCAGAUACUUUAGGUCAUAUUUUGCCCACUCUUGGCAAAGACUGGACGCAUCAGGGGAUUGCCAAACUGUACCAUAAAGUGAGCCAAAAUGGAUACAAGUUCCUGUACUGCUCAGCACGUGCGAUAGGGAUGGCAGAUAUGACCCGAGGAUAUUUGCACUGGGUCAACGAGCGGGGAACGGUGCUACCUCAGGGCCCUCUACUGUUGAGUCCUAGCAGUUUGUUCUCAGCCUUCCACAGAGAAGUAAUAGAGAAGAAGCCAGAGAAGUUUAAGGUUCAGUGUCUAACCGACAUAAAAAACCUGUUUCAUCCAUGCAAAGAACCUUUUUACGCUGCCUUUGGAAACAGACCUGCCGACGUGUAUUCAUACAAGCAAGUGGGAGUCUCGCUAAAUAGAAUAUUCACUGUUAAUCCUAAAGGAGAGCUAAUUCAAGAGCACGCAAAGACCAACAUCUCUUCGUAUGUGAGACUCUGUGAAGUGGUAGAUCACGUAUUUCCUUUGCUGAAAAGAAGCCAUUCUUCAGACUUUCCAUGUUCUGAUACCUACAGCCAGUUUACAUACUGGAGGGAACCGUUGCCACCUUUUGAAAACCAGGAUAUUCAAUCUGACGUGCCAUAACUCCUUCCGAAUCGUCUAGGUGGCAGUUCAAAGGAUCCACUGUUCUACGUUUCAGUGGUGCAGCUGGAUUUUGCCACUUCCAGUUCAUCUGGAGUUUGGGGUGUAGUGAACAUUGGUUAAAUGUCGGUUCAGAAAUUUCUUUUUGUCCUUUUAAAGUAACAUUUCUGAAUAGUGCACUUCCAGCUUUUCUUCAGCAUCAUGCUCAACAUAUACCACAUAGUCUUAUUACAGAAGAACCUAUCUGAGUGCCAUGGGAAUGGGAUGGACAGAAGCAAGACCUGUAUGGCCUUCAGUUUUUCCAUGUCAACUUCCAUACCAAUGUGGGACGUGAAUCAGUCUGAGGUAUCAUUGGGGCCUUCCAGCCCCUAUUUUUCAAGUAGAGGAGGAUGAAUUAACAUUAAGCCUCUGAGCUGAAAUACCUUUUUCUUUUUCUUUUUUUCAUUUUAACCCCCCCCCCAACAAAAUAUGGUCACAUCUAUUGAACUAAAGUUAAUUUGGUCUAUAAUCUUCAAAUAGCCUAAAUGUUUACAGCCUAUGACUGGUUUAUAAUAUGAGCGGCACUAGUUCGCAUUGACUGAAUUAAUGGUAGUGGUCCCCAAUUCUAUAUGUCAACGUGGAACUGCCAAAGUGCUUUUUAAACUUGAGGUAAAUAUUAUAUAUAUAUAUAUAUAUAUAUAUAUAUAUAUAUAUUAAAAAAGUGGGUUUGAGUGCACUUACGCUACCAGUUGUGUGAGUACUGUUGGCUCCUCUAGAUCAUGAGCAUCAUUUGCAAUAAGAAAAACAAAACAAAGGAUUGGGUCUGUGUCUGCUACCCUUACUGUACAAGAAGUUGCACCUUACUCAAGAAUGAAAUACUGCUUGAAUAAUUGGACCCAAUGUUUGUCCUCUAUUGCAAUACCUUUAAGCCCAGGUCUUAAGCUAUGCCAGCUCUCUCUCUCUCUCUCUCUCUCUCUCUCUCUGGCCCUUUCUACACCUAAGGAUUAUCCCAGGAAAAUGGAGGGAAAAUGGAGUUUAGAGUAUAGCUGUCUGCUCCCGAGAUCCCGUCUGUUAUUUGCAUGCACAGGGAUGAUCCCGGGGGAAAAGGCAGGUGUAGAAACGGUCUCUCUCUCUCUCUCUCUUUCUUUCUCUCUCUCUCUCUCUCAGGUGUAGAAACGGUCUCUCUCUCUCUCUCUCUCUCUCUCUCUCUCUCUCUCUCUCUCUCUCUCUCUCACACACACACACACACACACACACACACACACACACUCUUGAUAUUAAGGCAUAAUUACUCAAGUACAACUAUGAACUCUUGAGUCAGCUGGGUAUGGCAUACAUGCUGGUAAAUCAAAAUAUAUGGAGGCAAGAACCCGCCCCUUUCCUGGUCAUCGGUUCUUUGUAUUCACCAAGCAGAAUGGUGUCAUUUAAAAGCAUAUGUGUUAUUUUCUGCUGACUAAUGCAACAUAUGUGGGUAUCUUUUCGAAAUUGCAAAAGACAUUUUCUGGAAGCAGCCUAUAUUUGCUUGAUGAACAUCAAGGAAGCUGCAUUGCUGGGUCAACAAAUUUUAUUUGGCACUAUCUGUAGCUAUGAUAUAAACUCUUUGUUGGUUGUGGAUCCUCUUCCUAUUUUUCUUCCUACAGGGUUGUAUCCAGUGUUAGUUCUACUUAAAGUAGAUCCAUUCAAAUGAGUGAGGCUUAAGUUAAGACUAACAUUGGACACAACCACAUGUUCCUCCAUAUUAAUUAACUUUGAAUUAAUAUGAUUUGGGUGCCGUAGAAUGUAGCCAGCCAACACUGGGAGUUUUCCUGUUACGUUUCAAUUUUGUAUUUCUCUUCUUUGCACAACUAGGUUAGGUCACGAUCCUCUUUUGUUGCUUCAAAACAUUUAAUAGUUGUUCAGAGAAGCUGCUUUUACAAGUGGCUGGCCUUCUUUGAAACACAGACUCCUACUGUCCAUAUACCAAACAAUCCUAAAAGACAGUUUAAUUUUUAAAGUUGCUUCUUUUUAAUAAUAUUUAUUGGGAAGUUAGGUUUAGAGUAUAGCUAUUGUCUGAUAAAGUCUAAGGGGCAAUCUAGAUGGGAAGGCACCAGACCCGUGGCUUGCUGCCAAAUCCCUUUAAAGUGUGUGGGGGGGGGGGAGGGUUGGGAGAGAUUUAAAACCUUGAAAAGGGGCAGAAUGGGGAUGCUGAGUCCUUCCUCUGAUUGCGCUUUUUCUCUUUUAGCAUCUCCCAAGCCAUGUUAUGAUUAUAUUCUCUGAAAGCCCCAUGGUGGGUACAUGGUGGCGUUUUAUCUGUUAUAUGGCACAGCAGCCACCCCGGGGCUUUCCUGCAAAGCUGGGAAUUAAAAAAGUCAGCUUAUCCCAACAUUUUCGCUGGAGUGUGCUCUGGGGUCAUGGAGGAGGCGUUCCCCCUCAUUGGUUGCUGUCUACCUGGGCAGAGGGUAGGCGUGGGCUCAGCAAGCCGAUUGGUCGCUGGAAACCCCACGCCCUCCCCCUGCGUUGGGAUUAGCCACCGCCACACCGUAGCUGAGAAAGUGCGGGAUUUUGUUAAAUGCAUCAGCAGUCCAGCGCUGUAUAGGCAGCCCUUAAGUCUUAUUCAGAUGAAUGGAACUUGAAGGGAAUUUCAAUUGUAAAGCUGCAAAUCUAAGCACAAUCACUUGGGAUGAUAAGAUUGAGUGGGACAUAUACUGCGUAAGUGUGCAUAGGAAUGGGUUGCAAGUCCCAUUCUUUUACCUUUAAUUGAGCUGGUUGUGAUGAGGUUUUGCUAGAUGGUGUAUUCUCAAUGUGCAUUAAAGAGUGUGAUAGGGACAUUAUGGUGUGGUGUAGUGGCUAGAGUGUUGGACUGGGACUCGGGAGAUCCGGGUUCUAGUCCCCACUUGGUCAUGGAAACCCAUUGGGUGACUUUGGGCCAGUCACAGACUCUCAGCCCAUCCCAUCUCACAGGGUUGUUGCUGUGAGGAUAAAGUGGAGAGGAGAAGGAUUAUGUAUGCCGCCUUGGGUUCCUUGCAGGAAAAAAGGUGGGAUAUAAAUGCAGUAAUAAAAAUAAAAUAAUCAGUUGCUGAAAAAUAGUGAUUUUUCAGUCUUUUGUGAAAAUACCCUGAUUCCCACUGAAGCAAAUUUUGGGAAUAAUUUGGGUGCAUUAAAAAUAUACAACAAAUGGUGCAGCGUUAGGCUUUUUCAUAUUAUCUAAAUUACCACAAAAUUAAGACUUUGUUUUUAAUCUGGAUUUUAUUGUUUUCCUUGAGUGCCAUGUUUUAUGGCGGAAAGGUGGGUUAGAAAAUAAAGAAACAAAUACGCAAAAAGAAUACAAAUUUCAGCUUUCAAACCUUAAGACAUGGGGGGAUCUACACAACUGCUUUUAAAGCGCUUUAAAGCACUUUGAAAACGUUUUGAAAACUGUAUAUGCAGUGUGUCCUGGGCCCCAACAAUUGUCAAAACUGUUAUAAAACUCUUUAAAGCGCUUUAAAGCCGUAGUGUAGAUCCCCCCCCAUGAUGGUUCUAAGUCUAGUAACAUUUUAUAAACCUGGAAGUUUAGCUUGGGAACCACAAAGCUACGGGAAAAUCAUUGACAAGGAUCACAUACCAGUUUUAGAGAAGCAUUUCUUUUAUUGUAAAUUGUCACGACUUGGUCCAUAUUUCUUCAGUGUUGUUAAUGCCUCAGCAUUACAUUAUUUAACUGUGAAAAUAACUUGCCACUUUAUGUCAAUAUUUGUUCUCCCAAUGACACAGAACACACUGGACAUCAUUUAGCUCAAGUUAAGCAAUUCUAGUUUCCGUUGACUUUAAUGGAAGAGUUCCUUAACUCUGCUACAAAUCAGGGAGAUUCAACAGUACUUAAACUUGGUCUGGUUUGUAGCCGUUAAUCCUAGCCGUCUAUGGAGAAGUUCCUAAAAAUGUCCUUCAAAAUUCUCAGUCUUCUAGGCAGUUACCUUUUACCUUAUGUUUAAGACUCUUUCACAUGCCAUCAGUUAAGAUUUUCAGGACUCGCAUUGCCAUCUAGCUGACCUGGAAACUACUUGGGGCUGUCUUGCUUGUAGGAGGUAGUAAAUGAUCUUCACUAGCACUUAGAGCAUUGGGAUGCUAUUUGGGUGAAGCUGUGUGGAUUUCUGCAAGUUCAUGUGAAACCGCUUGCAGAAACCUCAGCAAAUAUACCAGUUAUUAUUACUUAGAGUGAAUACAUCUGGCUUCAAGUUACCCUUUUAAGCAAAUAUCUUAUAACACUAUCUUGCCAGUGCAACCUGCAAGUAUACGUCACUCAACUAAUAUUUGUGGUUGAUGGUUGUUGAGAAGAAUCGUUUAAGACAUUUUUUAAGCUUUGCUCUUACUAAAGACUUACAACAACAAAAAAACCCUUCAGGUACACAGUUUCUAAAUAGUUUCACUUUGGCUGAGCAGUUCUUGUGUACACAUUUUAAACUUAAUUGUUGAAUCCACAAAGAACAGGAUAAAGAUGGAAUUGCUGAAGGAAUUAUUACUCUUUCUAUGAAAGAAAAAUAAAUAAAUUUCUUCACUUUGCUUUCAGUGUACUGGUGUUUUUCUGUUACAGAAAAAAGUAUAUUUUCUAAUGCACUCUAAAUGCACAAAUAUAAAGCCAAUGUAUGCUGUGUUUAUAUAUUUUCCCAUCUUCUAAACUAGAAUAUGCAAGAUGCCUGUAUUUUCAUAUACUUGAUGGCCAUUUAGCUCCACAAGUGCUAUGUGAAGUGGAGAAAAGUAUCAACAAGUUGAAAAUCAAAUAAUGCUGAUUUAAGUUUGAGGAGUAGGGGGAUGGUUUUAUUGUAUUUUGUUUUAUGACUGUUAAUGAGUAUGUUUCUGGAAACUACUUCCUCUGUAUAUGUAUGUACAAGUGCAAUGAAUUAUAGAAAACAAGAUAACAUCUCAUUUUGAUGAUGAGCUGGAUGCAAAGACUAUAUAUUGUAAUAAAUGCAAUCCAAUAAAAAUAUGUUCCGAAAA
Elgaria multicarinata webbii is the source of this 8355-nucleotide messenger RNA. RefSeq names its product lipin 1 (gene LPIN1). Gene Ontology annotation, molecular function: transcription coactivator activity; phosphatidate phosphatase activity. The record is from RefSeq and is a predicted model, not a curated record. Gene Ontology annotation, cellular component: mitochondrial outer membrane; nucleus. Gene Ontology annotation, biological process: cellular response to insulin stimulus; positive regulation of transcription by RNA polymerase II; triglyceride biosynthetic process. The transcript has 23 exons. Bases 649 to 3432 code for a protein of 927 amino acids. NCBI's taxonomy places the organism in Eukaryota, Metazoa, Chordata, Lepidosauria, Squamata, Anguidae.